Molecule: messenger RNA, 2022 nt
Organism: Chelonoidis abingdonii (Abingdon island giant tortoise)
Lineage: Eukaryota; Metazoa; Chordata; Testudines; Testudinidae
Source: RefSeq, a predicted model, not a curated record
AGGCCGGGAGCCGGCGAGGCACCCACCGAGGCGCCGGCUGUUCGGCGUCGGUGCACUCGCUCCUCCCUUUCCGGGAUGUCGGCGAAGAGAAAAGCGGAGGCCAUGAUCCCGGCCGAGGAGAGCGACCAGCUGCUCAUCCGGCCCCUAGGUGCUGGGCAAGAAGUAGGAAGAUCAUGCAUUAUUCUGGAGUUUAAAGGAAGAAAAAUAAUGCUUGAUUGUGGAAUCCACCCUGGCCUAGAAGGAAUGGAUGCCCUACCUUACAUUGACUUGAUAGAUCCUGCUGAGAUUGAUCUCCUCUUAAUCAGUCAUUUUCAUUUGGAUCACUGUGGCGCUUUACCAUGGUUUCUGCAGAAGACCAGCUUCAAAGGAAGAACAUUUAUGACUCAUGCUACAAAAGCUAUUUACAGGUGGCUUCUUUCAGAUUACGUCAAGGUUAGCAAUAUUUCAGCAGAUGACAUGCUGUACACGGAGACAGAUCUGGAAGAAAGCAUGGACAAAAUUGAAACCAUCAACUUUCAUGAAGUAAAAGAGGUGGCAGGAAUCAAGUUCUGGUGUUACCAUGCGGGCCAUGUCCUGGGAGCAGCCAUGUUUAUGAUUGAAAUAGCUGGUGUGAAGCUUUUAUAUACAGGUGAUUUCUCAAGACAGGAAGACAGACACUUGAUGGCAGCUGAGAUUCCUAAUAUUAAACCUGAUAUUCUUAUCAUUGAAUCCACCUAUGGUACCCAUAUUCAUGAAAAAAGGGAAGAGCGAGAAGCAAGAUUCUGUAACACUGUUCAUGAUAUUGUAAACAGAGGAGGUAGAGGUCUUAUUCCUGUCUUUGCCUUGGGUCGAGCUCAGGAGCUGCUUUUGAUCUUAGAUGAGUACUGGCAGAAUCACCCUGAACUCCAUGACAUCCCAAUAUACUAUGCCUCCUCUUUGGCAAAGAAAUGCAUGGCAGUGUAUCAGACAUAUGUAAAUGCUAUGAAUGACAAGAUCCGCAAGCAAAUCAACAUCAACAAUCCAUUUGUUUUCAAACACAUUAGUAAUCUGAAGAGUAUGGAUCACUUUGAUGACAUUGGCCCCAGUGUUGUUAUGGCUUCCCCAGGUAUGAUGCAGAGUGGCUUAUCCAGAGAAUUGUUUGAGAGCUGGUGUACUGAUAAGAGAAAUGGAGUAAUAAUAGCAGGGUAUUGUGUUGAAGGAACACUUGCCAAGCACAUAAUGUCUGAACCUGAAGAGAUCACAACUAUGUCAGGGCAGAAGCUCCCAUUGAAGAUGUCUGUAGACUACAUUUCUUUCUCUGCUCACACGGAUUACCAACAAACCAGCGAGUUUAUCAGGGCACUGAAACCUCCGCAUGUGAUUUUAGUGCAUGGUGAGCAGAACGAAAUGGCCAGAUUGAAAGCAGCGUUGAUACGAGAAUAUGAGGAUAAUGAUGAAGUUCACAUAGAAGUUCACAAUCCUAGGAAUACUGAGGCUGUGACAUUAAACUUCAGAGGAGAAAAACUUGCCAAGGUGAUGGGGUUUUUAGCAGAUAAAAAGCCAGAGCAAGGACAGCGAGUUUCAGGGAUCCUGGUUAAAAGAAACUUUAACUAUCACAUCCUUUCUCCAUGUGACCUCUCAAAUUACACUGAUUUGGCUAUGAGCACUGUAACACAGACACAAGCCAUUCCAUAUUCUGGUCCUUUCAAUCUGCUUUAUUACCAGCUACAGAAACUGACAGGUGAUGUAGAGGAAAUCGAAAUCCAGCAAAAGCCAGCCUUGAAGGUUUUCAAAAAUAUUACUGUGAUCCAGGAACCUGGCAUGGUGGUACUUGAGUGGGUAGCAAAUCCUGCAAAUGAUAUGUAUGCAGACACUGUAACAACAGUGAUCCUGGAAGUUCAGUCAAAUCCCAAAAUACAGAAAGGUAUUACAUUUAAUUUGUGUGUAUUUAAUUGUAGCAUACUCCUUAGCAUCUGUGCUGUUGAGAAUCUUAGCAGACUUUUUCAUUAUGAUACAUUUAUUUUCAUUAUGAAGCAAAACACUUAUUAAUGAGCAAACAGACUU